Sinocyclocheilus grahami is the source of this 1149-nucleotide messenger RNA. Its product is annotated as transmembrane protein 150A-like. The record is from RefSeq and is a predicted model, not a curated record. The transcript is spliced from 5 exons. Bases 190 to 945 code for a protein of 251 amino acids. Lineage: Eukaryota; Metazoa; Chordata; Actinopteri; Cypriniformes; Cyprinidae.
UUUUAAUGAGAAAUGCUGGCCUCUGCUGGACAUGAGAGGAGAGGAGGAGCAUCAGAUCAGACCUCAUGUGUUCCUCUCUCACUGUAUCUGAAAACACAGCACCAGACACUGACAGAAAACACUUGCUGUCAUGUGUUGAUCUGUGAGGUUUUACACUGAAUGAAGAUGAGUGGAGUUUGAUCUGAUGCAAUGAUUCAGAGAAGCUCUUCAGGACGAGGGAAAAUGUCUCUGUGGUUUCUGCUUCCCAUCAGUUUGCCUGUGUUCACACUGCCUGGAAUCUGGAUCAUCAUUGAUUUUAUCCCAGUGAAACAAAGCCACACAUUCUCCUCUGAUGACUGUAACAAUGAAACCAUUGAUCGUUGUUUGUGGGUUACAGUGACUGUGAUCGUUCUGUUUGUGUGUUACAGUGACUGUGAUCAUUCUGUUUUGUGUAUUACAGUGAUUGUGAUUGGUCUGCUACGUUACGCUCAACUCAUCCAUAAGCACAGCAACAGUGUGUUGAACAUCGAGGGUCUGUUUGCCGGAUGGCUCUGUGCUGCAGGACUCAUGAUUGUGGGAAACUUCCAAGUGGACCAUGCUAAAGUCCUUCAUUAUGUGGGCGCGGGUCUGGCCUUCCCUGGCAGUCUGCUGUUUGUGUGCGUGCAGACGCUGCUUUCGUACCGCGCAGCCGAGACGCAGAGAGACUUCCAGACGGCUCAUCUGCGGCUGACGCUCACCGCGCUGGCCUUCACCACCCUCAUACUCAGCGGUGUGUUUUUCAUUCAGGAGAGUUUUGUUCUCCAGCACGCGGCUGCUAUAUUGGAGUGGAUGUUUGCCAUCAUCGUGCUGCUGUUUUACAGCUCCUUCUCGCUCGAGUUUGGCUCCAUCUCUUCAGAAACACUCACCGCUCUGAUGACGAGACGAGCCGGCGCGUCUGAGGACAGACACAGACUAGAGAAAGUCUAGACAAACGUCUGACGUGUGAACAUCAGCCUAAACAGAACAUGAGGAUUAACGUGCAACCUGCUGGAAAAACCUUUACAACCUUUAUCUGCGUUACAGACAAUCUGAAUUUAAGAAUGUAGAAGAAUUGUCAAAUUCUUUGUUAAAGGAACACGCCACUAUUUUUGAAAAUAGGCUCAUUUUCCAGCUCCCCUAGAGUUAAACAGU